GAGCGGAGAUAAAACGCCGCCCGGCUGCCUCCGAGGUUCCAGAACGGUGUUUACGACAGCUGGUGACAGAAGCUAGACCAGACCUUUAUGACGGUGUCUGAAAAAUAGUUCACAAGGUCUUCGACAGUGUCAAGACAUUACUUAAACUUACUCUCAGCUCCUGAACAUUUUUCACAAGUUUUUUCGUCCAAAGGGACUAGUACGCAAUCACCCAAAGAUGAACGCGAGCGCAAUGGACGUGAACACAGAAGCCAAGCGGAUCCUCGCCGUGUCUAUAAGCAAGUUGUACGCUUCUCGGAGCCAGAGGGGUGGCCUGAGACUCCACCGGAGCCUCCUGCUCUCCCUGGUCAUGCGCUCCGCCAGGGACAUCUAUCACUCCGCCUACGCCCAGGCGGCGGCGGAAGAGGCUGCCGCGGCGAUGGACGCCGAUAAAGAACUCGAGAAAGUAUCCGAGCCGCUGGUCAAAUCACCAGAGCCCGAGAAAGUUGAGCUCGAAUGCCGGGAGCGAGAAGAAGAUAAAGAAGUAGAAGAAGAAGAAGACAUGGAAGAUGUUUUUGAGAGCGAGACGGACAGUGAGGACAAAGAGAACAUGAACCCGUCCAGGCACUCGAGGAAGCGGCGCGGAAACACGUCCGCGGCGCCUGACUUCCUCCCCAGCAAGAGAGCGAGGCUGGAGCCCGGGGAGGAGAGGCACGCCGUGCUGCUGGGAGCCGUAGUGCCGCUGGGAGCCAUGGGCCUUGGAAGCUGCCGAGUCGGAGAGAGCCUCAAUGCAUUCUCGAUCAACCGAGUAGCGAUGCCUGCGUGUUGAACCAUCGGACGUCCCAGAGACCCUUCAGAAAAAAGGACUCAGUGAACCCCCACCCAUCCCCCUGCCGUCCACCGGACGGGGGGGCUCUGAUCCCUGGUGUGACCGGGACGAGGCCGACGGGGCUGACCGAAAUCGGCCGCCCCGGGACAAUAGGAUUACCGAGCAGUCGGAGACCUCUCCAGUUGUCGACCCAAGAGUUUGGCAUAGGAGCAGAGCGACGCUGAAAGACCAACAACAAAGACCUGCUGACCCGUGAUCAACUAGAACGAACUGAUGAACCGAUUUCGGGGAAAUCAGACAUUCGAAACUGUGAGGUCAUAUGUGUAGGUGACUCACUUUUGAGGUGGUUUUGUACUAUCCCGGAGUGAGUGGAGUGGAGUGGACUGACUGUGUGUGUGUGGGUGGUGUGUUAACCAGAGUCACACACUGCGUGACAAGUCCAGAGUGAUCCACACGAGGAAGUGAUACCGAAGAACAACCGUGUCACGCUCAUUAUCGCUGCUAUUGUGGACUUUGAUCAAUCGAUCUGCGCACAGUGACUGUCCGAUUAUCACGUAUAGAAAAACAGCUAUACAGCCUUUGGGAAAGACCUCAGCGUGCAAAAUGUAUUGCACAGUUACCUCAUAUUCAAAGCUGCUUUUAAAGUAACAGACAAACAUGUACUGUGAUGAAAUCAUACAUGUAGUGAACACUUUGAAAUAAACAUGUCAAAUGUGUA
Gadus morhua (Atlantic cod) is the source of this 1526-nucleotide messenger RNA. It is a transcript of the gene ier2b, whose product is annotated as immediate early response 2b. The record is from RefSeq and is a predicted model, not a curated record. Bases 218 to 808 code for a protein of 196 amino acids. Lineage: Eukaryota; Metazoa; Chordata; Actinopteri; Gadiformes; Gadidae. The transcript has a single exon.